This is a messenger RNA of Elaeis guineensis (African oil palm), 3609 nucleotides long. RefSeq names its product probable RNA-dependent RNA polymerase 2. Gene Ontology annotation, cellular component: nuclear RNA-directed RNA polymerase complex. Gene Ontology annotation, molecular function: RNA binding; RNA-directed RNA polymerase activity. The record is from RefSeq and is a predicted model, not a curated record. NCBI's taxonomy places the organism in Eukaryota, Viridiplantae, Streptophyta, Magnoliopsida, Arecales, Arecaceae. Gene Ontology annotation, biological process: siRNA processing.
AUGGGUGGCGGACGCGCCACCGUGCAGGUGUCGAACAUCCCGCUGACGGCAGUCGCACAGGAGCUCUUUGAGUUCUUCGACGCCGCCGUGGGCUCCGUCUUCGCCUGCGAGAUCGCCACCGCCCGCCGCAAUUGGAAGUCCCGGGGCUUUGGCCGCGUCCAGUUCGACUCCCUCGGCGCCGCCGAGAGGGCCUGCCGCCUUGCCGACCGAUGCGACCUCCCCGACUUCCAAGGCGCCCGCCUCGCCAUCCUCCGCUCCAAGGAGGACAUAAUCGUCAGGGCCACCGAGGCCCGGAACCGCGUCGAGGGCGCCGCGCUCCACGCGGGGAUCCUGGUGACCGAGCGGUGCAUGGAGGUGUUCGGUUCGUGGUUUCGCGUGAGGGCCGAGAUCAUGCCUGAGAGGGAGAAAUUGGAGCUUUUCUUGGAGGAUGGCGGGGUGAGGUACAAGCUGGAGGUCACGUUUGGCGACAUUCUUGCCACCUUCGGGUGUCGAUUAGCUGGACGGGGGACAGAUGCCAUUCUAUGGCAGCUCCACUAUGCACCAAAAAUCUAUAAAAGAAUUUCUGGCCCUACGGUUAGUUCAAAAUUUAGCAAUGAUCGUUACCAUGCCUGUAAAGAAGACUUCCAGUUCCUGUGGGUUCGCGCACCAGAUUUUUCAUCAAAUAGCUCUAUUGGGAGGUCUUGUUAUCUAUGUUUGGAACUUGUGGAAGGAUUGUCAGGUUCAGAAAUUCAAAAGAAAUUGCCAUUUCUAGGAGAACUUGGUGAAUUAGCCCUCUUAAUGGGGCAACUAUAUUAUGCUCCAUCAAAAUUAGUUCCUAUAAUAAGUUGCCCACCUGAACAUUCAGUGGCAUAUGAGAUCCUUUUUCAGCUUAAUUCUCUAGUUCACAUGCAAAAAAUCUCUUGUGGGCAAGUCAACAAUGAUUUGUUUGACAUUCUCAGAGGACUAUCUUUAGAUACAACUAUGAAAAUCCUUACAAAGAUGCAUAAGUUGAAGUCAACUUGCUAUGAGCCAGUGCAAUUCAUCAAAAAUCAGUUGGCUAGCAUGAGAAAAAAUCGAAAUGCUUCAUCACCCAUCAAAAGCACUCCUGCAGAAAACAUAAUGAGCUGUCAUAGGGUUCUUGUUACUCCAUCAAAAGUUUACUUUUUAGGUCCUGAACUUGAAACCUCCAAUUAUGUCAUAAGGCAUUAUUCUGAAUAUGCUUCUGACUUCAUUAGGGUUUCCUUUGUUGAGGAAGACUGGGGCAAGCUUUCCUUUGAUGCAAUUUCAACAAGUAUUGAGCAAGGGGUGUUUUCUAAACCCUACAGAACUGGGAUAUAUAAUCGUAUAUUAUCAAUUCUCAAAGAUGGGAUUGUGAUUGGUUCAAAGAAAUUUGAGUUUCUGGUAUUUUCUGCUAGUCAACUUCGUUCAAAUUCUAUUUGGAUGUUUGCUUCUAAUGAUAAGGUGACUGCAGAGAGCAUUAGAGAAUGGAUGGGUCAUUUUAACAAAAUCCAUAGUGUAUCUAAAUGUGCAGCAAGAAUGGGUCAGUUAUUCAGUUCCUCUUUGCAAACAAUAGAUGUUCCAUUUCGGGAUGUGAAGAAAAUUUCAGAUAUUACAGUCACUACUGAUGGCAUACCAUAUUGCUUUUCAGAUGGUAUUGGAAAAAUAUCUUUAUCAUUUGCCAGGCAAGUUGCUCAGAAGUGUGGCUUGAGUCAUACUCCUUCAGCUUUCCAAAUUAGAUAUGGUGGCUACAAAGGAGUUAUAGCUGUUGACCGCACUUCCUUUCAGAAGCUCUCAUUACGUCCUAGCAUGCUGAAGUUUGAGUCAGAGAACACCAUGCUCUGUGUCACUAAAUGGAGUGAAUAUCUGCCGUGCUAUCUGAAUCGUGAAAUUAUAUGUCUCCUCUCCACAUUGGGGGUGGAGGAUGAAGUAUUUGAAUUAAUGCAACAUGAUCAAAUGAGUCUUUUAGAUGAAAUGCUAACCAACAGAGAAAUCACUUUGAGAAUGUUGGACAAAAUGGCUUUUCCUGAUGCCAGAACAGUUGUAAAGAUGUUGAUGCAAGGUUAUGAACCAAAUUCAGAGCCUUAUCUGUUAAUGAUGCUUAAAGCCUACCGGGAAUAUCAGUUAUCUGAUAUAAGAAGUAAAUGCCGGAUCUUUGUUCCAAAAGGCCGGGUCCUCCUUGGAUGCUUAGAUGAAACAGGCUCAUUAGAUUAUGGACAGGUUUAUGUCAAAAUAACUAUGACAAAGGAAGAGCUACAAGAUACAAAUCAAACUUUCUUUGACAAGGUUGACCAAACAGCAGCAGCAGUAAUUCAAAAGGUCGUGGUCACAAGAAAUCCCUGCCUCCACCCUGGUGAUGUUAGAGUACUUCAGGCGGUCUAUAACCCUCAACUGGAUAACAUGGGUUUGGUUGACUGCAUUGUCUUCCCUCAGAGAGGUAGAAGGCCUCAUCCAAGCGAAUGCUCUGGUGGAGAUCUGGAUGGCGAUCUAUAUUUUGUUUGUUGGGAUGAAAAACUUAUCCCACCAAAGACGGAUACACCUAUGGACUACUAUGCUCGAAGGCAACGCCAUACAGAUCAUGAUGUAACACUUGAGGAAAUUCAGAAGUUCUUCGUUGAUUACAUGAUCAACGACACCCUUGGUGUCAUUUCAACUGCCCACUUGGUUUAUGCUGACAGAGAACCAGCCAAAGCUCGGAGCCCCAAAUGUCUUCAGCUAGCAAACCUUCAUUCCAUGGCUGUUGAUUUUGCAAAGACAGGAAGUUCAGCAGAAAUGCCAAGGAUUCUCAGACCAAAAGAGUUCCCAGAUUUUAUGGAAAGAUGGGAUAGGCCGAUGUAUGUCUCCACUGGGAUACUUGGAAAGCUCUACCGUUCAGCCUCCAGUCAUAUAGAGAGGCCAAACACUGACCUUAUGGAUGCUGAAAUGCUCCCUCAAUCUGCAUAUGACUAUGACCUUCAAGUCAGUGGAUUUGAGGCAUUUCUGGAAGUUGCUGAAGAUUACCGUAAUAUGUAUUCUGAGAGGUUGAGCUCAUUAAUGAACUAUUAUGGAGCAGAGCAUGAAGAUGAGAUAUUAACAGGUAAUUUGCGUAGCCGAUCAAUGUAUCUGCAGAGGGAUAAGAAGAAAUACGGGGAAAUGAAGGACCGGAUCUUACUAGGGGUUAAGAGUUUGCACAAGGAGGUUCAAGGAUGGUUCAAACGUAGCUGCGCAGAGAGCGAGUCGUUGAGGAUGGCAUCAGCAUGGUAUCAUGUGACCUACCAUCCGAGCUAUUACUCAGAAAAUAGAUUCCUGAGCUUCCCAUGGAUAUUGAGUGAUGCCUUACUAAGCAUAAAGGCAUCAAAAAGCCAUAAACGGCAAAGAGGAGCAGGCAAUUCUAUGUAAAUUUCAAGAAAUAGAACAGUGCUAGCUUUUAGUGUGUCAAAUGAAGAUCUUUGGUGACUUCAUCACCUCAACAGGUCCUUUUUUUUUUUUUAUGCUCCCUAUGGAUUGGAGUUAGCCCACUCAAAAUGUGCUUCGUAAAAUAGGCCUCCAUCAACUAUGUAAUUCUCUAUUUUUGUCAGUUGGGCCACGGAUGCCAUAAAAUUUCGGGUCCAACUAUCCAAAUAGGCUUGGCAAUAUAUCCCUUCAUUAAAACAA